Drosophila persimilis is the source of this 747-nucleotide messenger RNA. RefSeq names its product dopamine N-acetyltransferase (gene AANATL7). Gene Ontology annotation, molecular function: N-acetyltransferase activity. Bases 44 to 733 code for a protein of 229 amino acids. The transcript has a single exon. The record is from RefSeq and is a predicted model, not a curated record. NCBI's taxonomy places the organism in Eukaryota, Metazoa, Arthropoda, Insecta, Diptera, Drosophilidae.
GCACCCAGGCACCCACCCACCCACUUGCACUAGCAUUGCCGUUAUGGAGUACAAACUGAUUGGACCAGAGCAUUACGAGCAGGUGAUCGACCACCUGAGGAGGAACUUCUUUGCGGACGAGCCACUGAACAAGGCCGCUGGACUGUGCCAGAAGGGAUUCGGGAACAGCGAGUUGGAGCACCACAGCCUGGAGACGCUGCACGAUAAGCUCAGCCUGAUGGCCGUGGAUCGCAGCGAAGGAGCUGAACAGGAGGAAUGCAAGAUAGCCGGAGUAAUACUGAACGGCAUCCUGCGCCCGGGCGACACAGCGCAGGCCCUGCAGAAGCUCCAGGCGAGUAGCGACCUCAACUUCAAGAAGAUCUUCGAGCUGCUCUACAGCCACAACCUGAAGGUUGAUCUCUUCGGGCGUUUCAAAGUCGAUCGUAUCUUUGAUGUGCGCAUCCUCUCGGUGGAUGCGAGCUACCGCGGCCAGGGCAUUGCCAAGGAGCUGGUUAGGCACGCCGAGUCGCUGGCCCGCAAGCGCGGCUUCCGCCUGCUCAAGGCGGAUGCCACGGGAAUCUUCUCGCAGAAGAUCCUCCGCUCCCACGGGUUCGAGCUAUUUGCCGAACAGCUGUACGCCAAGUACACGGACGCAGGCGGUCAGGUCGUCCUGCCCGUAGAGGCGCCGCACAUUAAACUCCAGCUGCUGACCAAAAAAGUGGGACACGACGAUGGGGAUGAGGAUCCACAGUAAGGCAGCAGCUCGCA